AUGAUAUCUGGUGUAACCUGCAUCAUAGAGAAUUGGUGGUCACUGUUCCAAACACUGAUCAUCGGCUGGAUAACUUUCAAACUCCUACAACUACUCUUCAUCUACUUAAAAUACACUGUCGGUAUUUAUUAUUUCUCAAAACGAAAAUCACUACGAAAAGCUGGUGAAUGGGCAAUCGUAACUGGUGCAUCAGCAGGAAUUGGUGAGGCGUAUGCAGAAGAACUAGCAAGUGAGGGUCUCAAUCUCAUGUUGAUUAGUAAUGAUGAACAACAAUUGCAGUCGGUUGCUGAUCGAAUAUCUCGUGAGUACAAUGUGAAAACACGAAUUGUUGUAGCAGAUUUCACAAAAGAUAAUUUUCACCAAAUCAUCAAACCGCAAGUUGAACAACUAUCCACUAUCGCCUGUUUAGUCAAUAAUGUCGGUAUGCAAUUACCACUGACAUUCUUUGCUGGACAAAUUGAUUCACCCAACGAACAAUCCAUCACAAAUAUCAUACAUUGUAAUGCUCUGUCAACAGCAACUAUGACACAUUUAGUUCUACCAAAAAUGUUAACACAGAACACACCUAAUCCUGGCAUUAUCAAUAUCGCCUCAUAUUCUGCACUCAGAACUACUCCCUAUUUGGCAAUGUAUACCGCGACCAAAGCAUUCAUUAUUCAAUUUGCCAAAUGUCUUGCUGCUGAAAAAUAUGCCAAAAAUGAUAUUAUCAUACAAACAUUGUGUCCAUUGAUUGUUUGCACUAAAAUGACUCGGAAUGAGAAAUUAUCCAUUUUAAAUCCAACAGCUAAACAGUUUGCUAAAAGUGCAUUAGAUAUGUUCGGUGUUGUCCAGCUAACCACUGGUUCUAUUCGUCAUGAAUUGAAAGCCUAUCUUUUUAAUUUAUUACCAACACCUGUAUGGAUAUUGUUGACAGCGUCCAGGGUGAAUGCACGUAAGAAAUCUGUUUGA
Molecule: messenger RNA, 948 nt
Organism: Schistosoma turkestanicum
Lineage: Eukaryota; Metazoa; Platyhelminthes; Trematoda; Strigeidida; Schistosomatidae
Source: the annotation of a GenBank genome assembly